Blepharisma stoltei is the source of this 2388-nucleotide messenger RNA. Lineage: Eukaryota; Ciliophora; Heterotrichea; Heterotrichida; Blepharismidae. The record is from the annotation of a GenBank genome assembly.
AUGGACGAUAUUUUGUAUCUAGGAACUAAUCUUCAGCCUGAAUAUGCACGAAAAGAAGCCUUAGCCUCAUGCAAACAGCUCAUGGAUAUCUUAGAACUUCGAAAUAAAUACAUUUUUUAUGACGAUUACAACUUGCCUCACCCCUUCAUAUUUCGUCAGACAACGAAUUCUGCAAAUUUUCCUGUUCAUGAAGAAUUAGCUUCCUCAAACGUCGUCGCUGAAAUGAAAAACGGUGUCAUUUCUUUUAAAAUUAAUGAUAACCCUAUAAACACAAACAUAGUUUCUGCUGAAGAAUUCUAUCAAGAUUUGACCAGAGUUAUCAGAGUCUCAUAUGACGAUAUAAGCCAAUCUUAUUGCUAUAUAGCUCAGACACAUUUAUAGAGUCCUGAGGAGCGAUAUUUAUGAAAAUAAGCUUUUUUGGCUUGAAAUUAAUAGCUAGAAGAAUUUAUAAACUAAAAUAAAUCACCAGUUUGGAAUUGGCGACAUAUAGUCUAAAUUUCACAAAUUUCGCUCUAGUUAGGGCAUAGGCUUGCCUAAGUUAUAACCGUCUAAAACUUUUGCAAAUGAAAUUCGACAUGCACAUCAUGCAAAACACUGAAAGAGAAAACAUACCUACAAGAACAGGUCCUUUAAAAGAUUUUUAUAAUAUAAUAAAAGUUGAUAACCACGUACACUUAUCAGCGUGCAUGAACCAAAAACACUUACAGAAAUUCAUUAAGGCGAAAAUGAAUAAAGAAGCUGAUACUAUUGUUUUAUUGAAAAAUGGAAGAGAAAUGACUCUAAAACAGGUGUUUGAGUCACUAGGAAUUACCUCGACAUUGACAGUAGAUAUGCUAGAAUGUCAUGCAGAUCAUGUGACUUUUCAAAGAUUUGAUAGGUUUAAUAACAAAUAUAACCCUAUGGGGGAAGCUUCACUAACUCUCCACAGCUCCGUGAGCGAACAAAAAAAUUUUGUUGUUCAGGAGUGGCUAAUUUUUUUCGAAAUUUAAAAAACCCAUUAUCUCAAAAAUGGAGUUGUAAAAACUAAUUUAAUUUGUAAAAUUUAUGUUUUUCAAUGCAAAUUAAAUAUAAUUAUCAUUUCUAUAUCGAAAUAUUUGUAUAAAAACAAAUUUUCUCGCUCACAGAGGGUGAGUUUUUACCCGAAAAAUAAUGAUUUUUUAAAUGGCUUUGCUUGCUCACAGAGGGGAGUAAGAGAAAUAUUUUUGAAGACCGAUAAUUAUAUUGGAGGCAGAUAUUUCGCUGAAAUCACUAGUGAAGUUAUAUACUUGACCAAUUUAAAAUAAAAUUUUAUUGGUUUUAAGUACUGCUAUAUUUUAAAAAAAAAAAAAUAUUUCCUUUUUUUUCGAAGAGAGAAUAAAAAACCAUGAAAAGAAAAAAUAUAUUUUAGCUGAAUACAGAGUUUCUAUCUACGGCAGAAGAUCAAACGAGUGGGAUUUAUUAUCCCAAUGGUUUUCAAAUCACCAUCUAAACAGUCGCUGCAUCAAGUGGUUAAUCCAGAUUCCAAGAAUUUAUAAAGUUUAUAAAUCCUCUAGACAGGUAAAAACAUUCCAAGACAUGAUCGAAAAUAUUUUUAUGCCAGUCUUACAAGCUACACUUUACCCUGACCAAUACCCACAUAUAGCAUUUUUCCUUACACAAAUUGUAGGCUUUGACACAGUUGAUGAUGAAAGCCAAAUGGAAAAAGUCACUUCUUAUAGUAAUUAUAAAGAAAUUAAGCCAGAAAGCUGGGACGUAGAAGAAAAUCCGCCAUAUAGCUACUGAAGUUACUAUAUCUAUGCAAAUUUAUUAGCAAUAAACCAACUUAGAAGAGCUCGAGGGAUGAACACCUUUGCAUAUAGACCACAUUGUGGAGAAGCUGGAAGCCGUGACCAUCUAGCUUGUGCCUUUUUGACAGCCCAUUCUAUCAACCAUGGCAUUGAGCUCGCCAAUGAUCCAGUCCUGCAGUACCUUUUUUAUAUGAAACAAAUCGGCCUUUCUAUGUCCCCGCUGUCCAAUAACAAGCUAUUUUUGAAAUUUUUGCAAAACCCAUUUUUAAAAUUUUUUAAGCGUGGCUUAAAUGCGACGCUUUCCACUGAUGACCCACUUAUGAUUCAUUUGACUAGAGAGCCUUUAUUGGAAGAAUAUAGUGUGGCUGCUCAAGUGUAUGAUUUAAGCCAAAUUGAUCUGUGUGAGAUAGCGAGAAAUAGCGUCCUGCAAAGCGGAUUUAGCUUUGAGGAGAAAAAAAGGUGGCUUGGAGAGGACUUUUUGGAAGGUGGACAGAUGGGAAAUGAUGAAGGAAAAACGAAUGUGUCGAAUAUUAGAUAUUAUUAUAGAUAUGAGACAUUUAGAGAAGAGAUUGAGUUUAUGACCAGCCAGUCAAGGAGAAAUUCACUUUUAAGAAAUGAGUAA